Molecule: messenger RNA, 396 nt
Organism: Zasmidium cellare ATCC 36951
Lineage: Eukaryota; Fungi; Ascomycota; Dothideomycetes; Mycosphaerellales; Mycosphaerellaceae
Exons: 2
Coding region: 1-396 (131 amino acids)
Source: RefSeq, a predicted model, not a curated record
AUGUCAACCAACAAUGCCGCUCUCGACGCUCCUCCUCCACCGCCAUAUACCGAUCGUAUGGUCACGCUAUCGGAGAUCGGCGACCUCCUCCGUCCGUUGGUUCAACGCCUCGACGAGCAAGCUGCGCAGAUACAGCAACUUACGGAACGAAUCGAGCAGAGAGAGCAACAAGGGCUUCAACGGCCAAAUUCGCUGCUCGUACAGCUGCGUGAUCGACUUCGAUCUUGGUUACAGGGGCUCAACAGACUCCUCCUCGCCCUACGAGAGCGAAUACGGUUCGCAAAUGUAUGGCGACAAGUCGAAUUCUACGGCAAUUUACUCGACAACCACCCUGAGUUUCUGGCGUCAGAGUUGGCUAGCGAAGAGAGCCUUGAUGGCGGUGCAGAGACUGCGUGA